Messenger RNA from Exophiala spinifera, 1320 nucleotides. RefSeq lists its product as uncharacterized. The record is from RefSeq and is a predicted model, not a curated record. Lineage: Eukaryota; Fungi; Ascomycota; Eurotiomycetes; Chaetothyriales; Herpotrichiellaceae. Bases 1 to 1320 code for a protein of 439 amino acids. The transcript is spliced from 2 exons.
AUGGACAACGAACGGAGCAAGAUGGUUGUCGACAGACCAGCCACGGCUCUUCUUCAUCUCCAUCUCAAGUCCGAGGAUGCGCCCAUCGAUGUCCUCCCCAGUCUCGACAGCGCUUUCGGGGGUGAGUCGCCGCUGAGCUUCAUGACGGACUGCCCGUCCAUGUCGUCCAGCUUCCUCUGCGACACCUCCAUUCUGGGCUCACAAGGACCCCGCCGCUCCUCACUCGGGUCAUGCAGCAGUAUAAACUCCCCAGAAAUGUUCUUUACCCCGUCGGCGAGGACUGCCAGUCCCGUCACGCCCAUGACCAACGAGCCCGCGGAUUACAUGUCCUGCCCGAAGUACAUGAAGACAGCGUCUUCCCUGGAGAGCUGCCACCCGAUGUUCCAACUGCAGGACGCAACUCCAUACCAACCCGACUGCGUAUGGUUCGACGGGCUCAGCUCGCCUCCCGGCCUGCCGAUGAUGACGGGCACGUAUGAUAUAAUCCCGCCUCCGGUGAAUUACACGCUGUAUGCGUCAAACGAUCUUGCCGGGGACAAGGCGAUGUCCAACCCCAUGCUGACCAAGUCGAUUUUCGACGGACCUCUGGACCCGGCCGCCGUGUACGGCGUGGACCACGACCUGCUGUACUCCCCUCAUGCCCACGCUCCUCCGGAAACCAUCGAGCCCAGCGUCACCUUCCAUAGGAUACCGCCGAGCUCUCCGAGCUACAAGCUCGAGCCGUCGACGCCAAUGAAGGUGCAGGUCCCUUUAAGCGCCAUCCUGAGGAGCAGCCCUCUUCCGAUCAUGUCUCCUCCCGUUGUCCUCACACAGCACGACGUCGAGAACAUGGCGUACGCCAACGUCGACCAUUUGCUUCGGUUCUCGGCCAAGGGCCACCGGGCGCAGCACGACCGGCUGCAUCGACGCGGGUACGAGCGCAAGAGAGAGCAGAACUCGAAACGCAGCAAGGUUAGGACCGCGGGCUCCGGGGUCACCUGCACACCCGUCAUCGAGGGGAAUCCCUUCCCGUGCACCUACCCCGGCUGCAUCGACAAGGGGACGGGCAAACAAAAGAGAUUCAAACGACAGGAACACAGGAAACGGCACGAAAAGACGGUGCACGAAAAGCACGAACAUGACAUCUACAAAUGUUGGGUCCCCGAAUGCCACAAACCAUUUUCGCGGACAGACAACCUGAAAAGUCACCUUAGAAACACCCAUUCCAAAAAGGCGGGCGUCCGAGGGAACCGCUAUGUCGCGACGUUGGACAGAAACAGUGAAUACUAUGACCCGGACUGGCAGGGCGACCUCGACAGAGACGGGUAUCCCAUUCGGUGA